AUGCAAUGGCUACCUGUCUUUCCAUAUACACCCACCUCUGGCUUUAAGCCCGCUUCUGAAUCAAACAUGGAACGCCUUCCAAUGAAUGAGAACCCGGCCGGUGCCCACCAUGGCAAUGCGCCGCAGGGCUUCCCCCCGCAGAACAACACGCUCGGACCCAUGUCGCAAGGUCCCCCGCAAUUACCGCCGCAGAUGUUCACCACCGCUGCCCAGCUGUUGGAUUUGACUGAUAAGAAGCUAGUUCUAGUCCUUCGAGACGGGCGGAAGUUGAUCGGAGUUCUGAGAAGCUGGGAUCAGUUCGCAAACCUCGUCCUUCAGGAUACCAUUGAACGUCUAUAUGCUGGCAACGUCUACGCCGAUAUCCCGCGCGGUAUAUUUCUCGUUCGGGGUGAGAAUGUCUUGCUUCUUGGUGAAAUUGAUCUCGACAAAGAAGAUGACAUCCCCCCUCAUAUCCAGCGCGCGUCGGUCCAGGAAGUGUUUGAGCUGAAGAAGAAGGAAGACGGAGCCCGGAAAGUUGGCGACAAGAAGCGCCAUGGGAAGCUACAGACGCUGGGUUUUGAGCCGGAGCAUAGCGGAGAGAUACUGUUUUAG
This is a messenger RNA of Aspergillus tubingensis, 591 nucleotides long. RefSeq names its product U6 snRNA-associated Sm-like protein LSm1. Gene Ontology annotation, molecular function: RNA cap binding. The transcript has 4 exons. Bases 1 to 591 code for a protein of 196 amino acids. Gene Ontology annotation, biological process: deadenylation-dependent decapping of nuclear-transcribed mRNA. Lineage: Eukaryota; Fungi; Ascomycota; Eurotiomycetes; Eurotiales; Aspergillaceae. The record is from RefSeq and is a predicted model, not a curated record. Gene Ontology annotation, cellular component: P-body; Lsm1-7-Pat1 complex.